ACUGCUAUGAGGAAGUAAUGGGAUGGUAAAAUAAAGUCUCCUGUAGACCUGGUGGCAUUGUGUUGGGAACAGGAGACAGCAAGACAGCUCCCUGAAACCUUAAAGUUCCAGAUUAGUUUGCAUUGAGAUCGCCAGGAGAAGAAGGCUAAGCAUGGCAGUCUUCAGACUCAUGCUGAUUAUCACCACGGCGAGGGUGGCUUUGGGCUUCCUUCCAACUGCGAAGGACAGUAUCUCUCACACGGAGAUCACGGAGAGAGCGAUUCUGAAGAAGACCAUGGCAGUCUUGAGAGAACUCGCUGCAUCCACAGGGCGGGUUUUCGACAUCGGCAGCAUUUCUGACCUUGUCAACCCCACCUCGGAGGAGAUCUUUAGGGCUUACUACGGCAGAGAAGUGUCUCCCAUCAAGUUUGAGCAGGCCAUGCAGACCGUCAAGGAUGCCAACGUUGACGUGGAUCACUACCACCCCCUAAGCGCCAAGCACCAUUUCGACUCGGAGAGCUUCGUGGAGGCCAAGCGCCUCCUGCUGUUGAAAAGCUCGGAGGCCAAGGAUAACAUAAUGAAAGGGAACUAUGAGAGCGGGCGCCACCGCCUGGGGGAGAUGUUGCACACCUUGCAGGACUUCUACAGUCACAGCAACUGGAUCGAACUGGGCUACACAGUUCCAAACCCAGACCUGAUCGGAACCGGUGGGGGCAUUGCAAACACAGCAGCUAAAAAUCAGUCAACUUGCAGUGACUGCAGCACAGAGACCUGUGUGAAUAACAUACUGAACAACAUCAUCCAGAGCAAGCUGAUCACCACUGGCUAUUUCAGCCAGCUGCCGAUAAAACCAGCCGGGAAGUGCAGUCACGGAGGAGCAUGGGACAUGACACGGCUCAGGGAUGCGACGGGGGGCAUCAACAAAGACCACUACACCUCGGAGCACUGGUACCUGCACAAACAGGCAGCCGACGUCGCUGUGUCUGCCACCGAGGGGGUGCUGGAGGACAUCAGGAACGCGGUCGGGGACAAAGCCUUCCUCAAGUUUCUGAAUCUUGAGAGCCCUGCAGCUCUGUGCUUCGUGAUCGAUACGACGGGGAGCAUGGGAGGGGAAAUCGAAAACGCCAAGCAAAGAGCUUUCUCCAUCAUCGACAGCAAGAGAGACACCCCUGACGAGCCAUCCAUAUACGUGCUGGUACCUUUCAACGACCCAGAUUUUGGACCAGUCUACAAAACAAGUGAUGCAAACAUUUUCAAGACAAGCAUCAGUCAGCUGACAGCCAAUGGUGGAGGAGACACACCUGAAAUGUGUCUGUCUGGGAUCCAGCUUGCUUUGAUAAACUCACCCCCUUCCUCUGAGAUCUACGUUUUUACCGAUGCUCCUGCGAAAGACGGCUACCUGCGGAACAACAUUCUCGCGCUCAUCGACAGCACAAAGUCUUCAGUCACUUUUUUGCUGACAAACAUUUUCUAUAGAAAAAAGAGAAGUGGCCAGCAGGGUCAGCGUGGGAGGGCAAUGGGGAUCGACACUCUCUACCAAGACCUGGCUGCCACUUCUGGAGGCCAGACCAUUGAGACCACGAAGGCUUCACUGCAGCAGAUAACUGCAGUUAUAUCAGACUCAUCGACUUCCGCACUGGUAACACUGUUUCAGGCAAAGAGCACACGGUUGAAUGUUGGAAGCACAUAUUAUUUCCACAUCGACAAGUCAGUCACCAACAUCACAGCUUACAUCUCGGGCAGCAUCCUCUCGUAUACUCUCUCAAAUCCCAGGGGAGUUCAGCAGGACAGCUCGCUGCGGGACGGUCCCCUGGGCACCAUGGAGAAUCUGGGGAGGUUUUACAUCCUGAGGCUCAGUGGUGAUGUCGGGCAAUGGCAGAUCAACAUCUCCUCCUACCAGGACUAUAGCCUCAAAGUAACAGGUCAGAGCAUCGUGAGCUUCCUCUACAGCUUUGUUGAACCGUUUGGAGGACCUCACCCUGGUCUGGGUCCCAUUGAAGGGAGACCACAGACUGGCCAAAAUGUUACGAUGAUGCUGAGGGUGACCGGGCUGACGGUGUACAAAACGUUUGCUGUGAAAAACGUCUCUUUCGCGGCCCCCGACGGCUCUCUGAUUGGAAGCAGCCCCGCGAUGCCAGCACCGUCGACUGGGCUUUACUACGCCUAUGUGGAGCGUUUCCCAGGGCAGGAGUUUGCCCUGGUGGUGACCGGGCAGGACAACAGCUCCAGUGAGUUCCGAAGACAGUCCAACACCCACAUAACCUCGUCCCGCAUCUCAGUGCAGGUGGAGGCAAACUCAACUUUCGAGCCCGGAAAGCAAUACACCAUCCCGUUCACCGUGGCGACCAGCGGCGCCGGAGGCACGUACAGCGUCCGGGUGCGGGACGACAAGGGGUUCGUCCUGAACGCAACGGCCAGCAUCUACCUGGAGGACAAUGGAACUGAGCAAGGCAAUCUGACCUUUCAGAGUCCCAAUGGAACCGAGUCUGGGACCAUCGUCACGGUAACAAUAGAAGUGGAAUCGUCCAACUUCACUGACAUGAACUACGCUUUCCUGCAACUGACCAUAGCCAGAGAGGUGGUGGAUUUUGACCCACCCAUCUGCACCCUGGUCUUCAUCAACGAAAACUGCUCCACAAACUGCGCCGGCGAGACGUGGGCGAUCUGUGCCCAGGUGAGGGACAACGGCGUGGGCGUGCAAAGAAUCUAUACCCGGCUGGGCAACGGCACGCUGAACACGAGCGUGGUGUGGGAGGGAGGAGUCAACACCACACUCGUCAACUACACCGCGUCCUGCUGCUCGACCGAGGUGACCAUCAUCGCCGUGGACAACGCCGGGAACGUCGGGAAGUGCCGCUACUCCACGAGAGAGAUCCUGGGAUCUACCGUGGACCCAGGAUCGGUUACGACUGGAACUACAACCCCCUAUCCAGAUGCCUUUGGGAAAGGGCAGCCUGGUGCAGUGGUGGGCUCAGCACUGCUGUGCAGCAGCUUGCUGGCUCUGCUGGUGCUGCACAUGUUUUAGUCAAAGCCUGUGUGUGCGUGUGUGUGGUUAACAAAAUAAUUGCCCAAGUCUCGCUCGUCGUCCUGCCCUUCUAUACGAUAUUUUUUUACUCUGCCAGCUCUCGCACGUUUGAAAAACGCACGUCUGCCGUCCGAACCCUUUCAGCUCUGGAGCAUUAACGCACGCCGUCAGAAAAUCACGCUGGAACCAGACGCCCAGGUCCCUGUCUCACGUCAUAUAAGUCAAGACAUUUUUGUCCUGUUCUCAUGCAUGUGUGUAUACUAAAUACAGUUUUUUUUAAUUGAAUUCUGUAACUUCAUUUCACAUUCUUCAGCACGACAGAGAUCAUCCAGGACUGAAAGGGUUAAGACUGUCACCUUGUCACUUCAUGGGUCAGCGGCUGAACAGCGCGUCAGUCAAACCGGGAGGCAGCAGCUGACUGGUUAAUAACAGGAAAAGGAGGUGUUAAUAAAGGGGGUGGGACAAUUUCACGCUCCAGUUGACCUAGGAAGCACAAAGCUGGCUGCAGGUUUAAAGAGAGCUAACCCAGAUGCUGUGAAAGGGGAGCCAUGUUUGUUACAGCGAGGCUUCCCUUUCCAAGCUUCACAUCAGAGUCUUGUGGAGCUGUUUUGUUAACUACAAACGCUUUGAAAGAAUCUCGGCUGCAUAUGAUAGGAUGAUCUUCAGGUAAAAGAGAUGAUGAAUUGAAUACAGUGAUUUAGGGACCACUAAACAAUAAUUAUGACAAAACUAGAACAGGAUUGAUUUAAUGUUUCAUAAUCUCAGGGGUAAAUAGUUGUGUCUGACAGUCCUUCUAUAAUUAUAUAUAUCUAUAAUUAUGAAUUGUCAAAUUUAUUCCAAUUUAAAAAAAAAACUGAAAUUCUUCUGAUCCCAGCAGCGUUUGAUUUUAAUGGUGUAUUAAACAAACAUUAGGAACACUA
This is a messenger RNA of Polyodon spathula (Mississippi paddlefish), 3924 nucleotides long. RefSeq names its product von Willebrand factor A domain-containing protein 7-like. The transcript has 17 exons. Lineage: Eukaryota; Metazoa; Chordata; Actinopteri; Acipenseriformes; Polyodontidae. The record is from RefSeq and is a predicted model, not a curated record. The coding region runs from base 152 to 3004 and encodes 950 amino acids.